GGAACCGAGCAGAUUUUUCAAAUUAUCUAAAUGAAGUGUGUGGUGACUCAAAGGACAACAGUGCCAGGAAGGCUGGGAUUGUACAUGAUGUACACGAGUCAGUUAUGUCAAACGUGUCAAAGGUCUGGACAGGGACCUGACAUUUAAGCCGAGGCUGCCGAGGCAGCUAGAACUGGGUAGACUGGGGGAGCACGGUGGUCGGGUGGUUGGAAAGCUUGGUGGAUCAAGUAGGGUUGGCGAUAUCGUCUGAAAGAGAGAAUUCUUGACUGAGCAGUCUGACUAACAUGGAAUUCCAGGUGAAUAGUGUCAGAACUAUGACGAGGAUCCUUGCCCUCACCUGGUUCUUGGCUGCAGCAGCUCCCAGCAAUGAGCCCACGAUAACUACCAGCAAUUCGACCGUCGUUUUGCGGGGUCAAGAUGCUCUUCUGACCUGCACAGCCAAACACUUGGGCAAAGAGGUGCUGGACUGGGUGUUUGAGAUCGACGACACUCUCAUCUACCACGACCAGCAGCUGAUGGUGGACGACCCUCGCUACAGCCUCCUCCACACCAACGACAGUGACAGGUACGACUUGCGCAUCACCUCCGUGCAGGAUUCUGAUCAGGGCUCCUACAGAUGUGAAGUUUUUCUCUCGGUUGGAGUCACUAUCGACCUCGUAGUCACAGACGCUGAAGUUCCGCUGGAGCCAAGUAAGAGUUCCACCGAUCUCAUACAUGUAAAGCCAGAUCCACCCAGGAACGUGACUCUGAUCCAGACGUUCAACAACGGAAGCUACGGGAUAGUUGUCACCUGGAAACCACCCGCCGACAGACCCUGGACUGUCGCUGGUUACCGAAUCAGCUAUGCAACUAUCUUGGACAGAUGGCCUAGAUCAACCUGCCGUUCUGAGCUCAAAGUCAGAGUCUUUCACCAUCAGUCCAGUGAUCCCUAACACUCAUUACAUCUUGAAAAUGGUUUCUCUUGGUCUGCUUACAAGUAGCCUACCCACCGACACUGUGGAAAUCAUGGUGGAAGAAAGAAAUUUACCUACUGAAAAUUAUAUUAUCAACUGCUGCGAGGAACGCAAUGUACCAGAAUGGUGUAGGUCCACCUUGUGUCGCUCCAACACGUGGUCCACGUUAAACGAAUCCAGUGACUUGUUCAACGAAUGCUUGGUAGC
This is a messenger RNA of Pomacea canaliculata, 1160 nucleotides long. RefSeq lists its product as uncharacterized. Bases 285 to 932 code for a protein of 215 amino acids. Gene Ontology annotation, molecular function: protein binding. The transcript is spliced from 11 exons. NCBI's taxonomy places the organism in Eukaryota, Metazoa, Mollusca, Gastropoda, Architaenioglossa, Ampullariidae. The record is from RefSeq and is a predicted model, not a curated record.